AUGGAGAACCAAUUAGAGUCGCUAAGUACGCUGUGUAAGAAGCUUCUAGACGCGACGACGCUGGCAAACUCGCAAACCAAGGUGCUGAUGAAGCACGCUAAUACGAUGUAUCUACGUGUUGAGAUGGCGAAGCAAUCCGCGGGACAAGCGGACCCGGACUUUGAUGAGAGCCUUAGCGGUGACGUGGCAGAAGCUCAAGAUCUGACCGCCACUCACCCCUCCUCUCCCGCGCGUUCCGCCGUCCCAUCCGCUGCUGCCGCCAACGCAUCUCCCGCUGCUGCGGGAAACGGAACAGACGCAUCCGCCCCGGCCAAUCCCGGCGCCGCUGCUGCUGCAGCCGCCGCGUCCGCCGCUUUUCGCGCAGCAGCGGCAGCGGGAGCGUCGGGGCGACCAACUCCCGAGGAGCUGGGGAUGCAUUUGCGAAUGCUUGGCGACAUGAACCUUGGUUCGGAUCGCAGCGUGGGCGACGUCGUCGCGUCAGUGCUGCAGCAGCUGAAUGGGAUGAACAAUCACCACGGAAUGAAUAGUCACCCGGGGAUGAGUAAUCACCACGGCAUGAAUCACCACGGGAUGAGCCACCACGGAAUGAUGCCGUUUCCGCCGGGGAUGUUCCCCCUUCCGCCGCCCGGAGUCCUUCCCCCGCACGGCGUCUUCCGCGCCCCGGGAUCCGCGCAUCCGCCGCUUCCGCCGCCAGGAUCCGCCCCCGGGCCUUCGGACGCGGACGGGAUGAGCAGCUCCGGCGGAGGAGGUUCCGUGGCACCUGGAGCCCCGGGUUCGGCGGCGGCAGGAGCGGGAGGCGCGGGGGUUCCAGGUCCCCCUGUGCUUCCGCCGAUGUGGAUGUCUCCCCACGGGUUGGCGUUUUGGCCGCGCCCGGGGGGAAAUAACGCCAUGCAUCAUCCCCCCCCGAUGGGGGGAAACCUGGGCGGGAGGGGCAGCACAGGCGGAAUGGGGUCCCCCGCGCCCCCUGCGCCUGCGCCGUCCGCGGAAGGCAAGGAGGGAGGACGUGGCGGAGCGAGCGCAUGGAUGUCCGCGGGAGGGGGCGGAACGGCCGGAGCGGGCGCGGUGCAGCAUCAGGGCUUUGAAGCGCCGCAGAAAUCGCAUCUGGGGGUUGAAGGGGGGGCGCAAAAGUCGCUUUUGCCAUCCGAGGGCGCGCAGAAGGCGCAUGCGCCGCCGCAGCACCCAGGGCAGCACGGGCAGCACCCGGGGCAGCACCCAGGGCAGCGGAAAGGGGGCGCGGGGAACCACCCGCACGCGGAAGGGCGGGGGUUCCAGGGGUGGAGCGGGGGAGGAGGGGGAGGGGGCGUGGGGAAGGAUGCGGGGAAGGACGGAGGGAAGGGCGCGGGUGAUGGGGGAGAAGGUGAGGGUGCAAAAGCAGGCGGAGGCGUAGGGGGUGGGAGUGGGGGCGGGACAAAGCGGAGUGCUGCGGCUGCUGCUGUUGGUGCAGGGGGUGGUGGCGGUGGCGGCGGGGGUGGUGGUUGUGCAGAGGAAGACGGCGACGAUGGGGCAGUGUUGCAUAAGAGGCCACGCAUGCCGUCAUCGAAGCCAUCAGCGCCAGAGAUGCCAAUGGACGGGUGGGAGUGGCGCAAGUACGGCCAGAAGGUCACCCUCGGCCAGACCUACCCCAG
Messenger RNA from Closterium sp. Naga37s-1, 1625 nucleotides. NCBI's taxonomy places the organism in Eukaryota, Viridiplantae, Streptophyta, Zygnematophyceae, Desmidiales, Closteriaceae. The record is from the annotation of a GenBank genome assembly.